This is a messenger RNA of Wyeomyia smithii (pitcher-plant mosquito), 16801 nucleotides long. It is a transcript of the gene MKP-4, whose product is annotated as dual specificity protein phosphatase MPK-4. Gene Ontology annotation, cellular component: nucleus. Gene Ontology annotation, biological process: protein dephosphorylation. NCBI's taxonomy places the organism in Eukaryota, Metazoa, Arthropoda, Insecta, Diptera, Culicidae. The coding region runs from base 606 to 1919 and encodes 437 amino acids. Gene Ontology annotation, molecular function: protein tyrosine/serine/threonine phosphatase activity. The transcript has 5 exons. The record is from RefSeq and is a predicted model, not a curated record.
ACAAAGGCUAGAGAAUGCUCUCGGGGCGUAAAUGAGCGACGACGCAUUUUUCCUCUGCAAACAUUAGCUUUUCCGAGGUGGUACGCGGCCUUUCUGGUGGAAAACUGUGUCCGCUUUGUGGCAGAAGAGAUUGUGGGCAGUUUAGUUUUAUAGUUCGAAUCAGAUACGCCAGGAUAGUGUGAUUAAUUUGAGGAGAACAGCAGAGCAUAAGGCAAAACCAAUUUCAACAUAUUGGGUGGCUGAUUUCCUUACGCUGUCGAAAGAAGGGAAAAUCGAUUUUUCACCCUAACAACUUAAGGAAUCAACCUAUAGUGGAUUACAUACAAACAAAGUAUCGGACACGCCGAGAGCGAUAAUUGAAAGUUGAUUUUAUUAGUGGCGAGCUUAUAACGACUAUUUUAAAAGCAUUUAGUCAUUAUUAUUUGAAAAAGUAUUCAAAUAUCUGAUAGUGAUAUAUAGUUGCCGUUUUCGCUUCCACUCGGUCUCGAGUUUUGCUGCUGACUUUAGCAGUUGGGGAAGCAUAAAUAUUUCGUAGAAAAGGCACUGGAAAAGGCUUCAAAAUAGGUCAACCCAACAGUAGAUUCAACGAUCCCGCACAAUUUAAUAUGCAUGAAGGUGAAGUCGUAGUGAAGAAGGUGUUGGGGCAUGUGCCCAAGAGCAGUGUCCAGCACCGGGCGAAACCAUUGGAAAUGAAAACGUACCGCCUAGCGCGGGAUGACAUAUCCGGCGGACCCGUCAAUCUGGAUGAAAUAGAGCCAGGGCUGUGGCUGGGCAACGUUACGGCAGCGGCUGAUUUACCGACGCUCGAGAAGCUAUCCAUUCGAAGUAUACUAACAAUCGAUUCCUGUCCUCUACCAUCGCAUGUUACCGAGAAUCCAAGCCUGCGGGUGAAGUAUAUUCAAGCAUCCGAUGUGCCCAGAGAGGAUCUGAUAAGACAUUUCGAAGACACCAACAAAUUUAUCGGCGACAGCCUGGCAGAGGAACGGAACAUUCUUGUGCACUGCUAUUUUGGGGUCAGCCGUAGUGCCACCAUCGUGAUUGCGUACCUCAUGGAAAAGUACAAGCUGUCCUACGAGGCAGCACUGCAUCGGGUUAAAAGCAAGCGCCGUUUCAUAAUGCCCAACCCGGGCUUCAUCAAUCAGCUGAAGCUGUUCUGUCUCAUGAACUACCGUAUCGAUCCGCUGAACGAGAGGUACAAACUGUUUCGACUCAAACUGGCGGCCGAUAAUGUGCGGAAAGCCAAACGACUUCCGGUGAACUGUAUGGAUGUGGUGAAGCCGGACCCGGCUGUGACCCAGGAAACACCCGAACCGAUCGUGUACCGGUGCCGUAAGUGUCGUCGAGUGAUCGCCAGGAAAAGCAACCUGCUGCUGCACAAACCGAAACCACCCGGUCAAGCGUCCCCUAUCAAGCGUCCAAUGUUCGGAGCCAUCGACAGCGUGGAUGAAGGGGACGAAAGUGAAUCUGGCGAUGAAAAGAAAGAAGGCGAGGAGGAAGCAGGAGCGGCACAGCCCGAGCAGAAAGAAGACUCGGCCGAGGAAGGUCAAGCCUGCUCGAAGGAAGCAGCAGAAGUUUCGGAACUGAAUGAUAGCUUGUACGUUCCGAAGGAAGCAAUAUCGUGUGUUACGGAGCAGAUGAGAAGAAGUUCAAUCGGUAGCGACCAAAGCAAUCGCUCGGCGGACAAGGAUGGUAUGUGUAAGAAAAUCUACUUUACCGAACCGCUCGCUUGGAUGACGGACAUAUUCCAUAACACGCAGGGACGAUUGUACUGUCCCAAAUGUUCGGUGAAGCUGGGAAGCUUCAACUGGGUGAUGGCUACUAAAUGCCCCUGCGGAGCUGAGAUAUACCCCGCGUUCUAUCUGGUGCCCUCGAAAACUGAGUACUCCACUGUCGUGCAGAACGUUCAGGUAACCGUAUAAUUUGUGGUGUACAAACUCAUGAAAGUGCAAAAAGCUUAGCGAACUUUUUCGAAUGCAUUUCUACAUCAAGACAGAUACAUGGCAUUAGAAAAUCUAGCAAUACAAAAACGGUAAUGAUCAAAGAUCUGGUUGCAAGCCACAAACAGAACCUACUCUUCCCUACAUAAAAAAACAUAUAUUGCAUUAACUGCUUGGUCACAUUGACUAAUAAUGACACACCGGUAAACCUACAUUUACUUAUACAAAACAAUAUUUAAAUGCCAUUAUAUAUACAAGUAGCGACUUUAACACAAACAAGUGAGAAAUAAAGCAUUGAUGUAGAGGAAGGAACAGCCUCUGAAGGAUUGGUGGAUAGGCCAAACCGUAAUCAAAAGUGAGAACCGAGCUAUUUGAGCGCCCAUAUAUAGAAAUAGUAGUGGUAGUCGUAAACUUCGUUGCCGUUAACCUUAGAAGCGUGGUUUUUGUUGGUGUUAAACAUUUUUAAAAUGCCGAGAUGACUGCUGGUAGAGAUCAAAAGAGGAUUGGUAGGGUGCGCGGAACAGUGUACCGUGACGGACGUUGACUAGGCCAGUGCUAAAUUUGUCAGACAAGACGGAAUAUUUGACGUAAUUACAAUUGUUUAAUAUUUUUAAUAUUUUAUGAGCUCCUUUUAGUGAAUAUUCAGUUGGUUGAGAAGUGAUUUAGUUUGAGAAAAUGAGUGUGUUUCAACACUAUCCAGCAACAAGCAACAAAAUGUGACAUUAUAUUUGUAGAACAAGAAAGCUUUCAUCAUUAGUACUGUGUAUUUAAAAAUACCAGAUUUUACUAGAGUUCUCCUCAAUUAUGACCCGACUUUAUUUUUUUCUCGGUAUAUUCUCGGAGCGGAUGUCCUUUCAAUAAGGGUUUCUGACUCUGACGAUAUGUAGGGUAGGGAACAUAUUCUAAGCAGCUUUAGGAACCGCCUGUGUAUUCAGACGAAAUACUCGAAAUGUGUUGGGUGAAACUCAAACAGUAGUAUAUCAAUCUGUUCUCUAUCGUUUUCUCUGUCAGAACUUGUUUUCAGAUUGUAAAACUAAGUCAGCAAACUUUAACAAUCAUCAAUCAAAGUUAGAAAUCGAGGGACACUAUUCCAAUCACCCCGAACCUAUUUUAAGCAGUUUCCAUCUGUUUUGCUGGCGUUUUUUCUCAGCACCCGAAGUGGCUCCUGAAUGGCUGCAAUAUAUGUCAAUUUGUUUCAAUUGCAAUUGUUCACAGAUUUCUUUGUGAUUAACGGUAUUUCUUAUAUUCGUAAGACAGCUAGCCAAUCAAAGUUUUCGUUUCCAUCAUUAAAAAUGUCGAUAUCGAUCAAAAUGCAGGAGUUUGAGGCCUGUUUUCUUCGACUGAUUAAAAUAGGCGCUACUGCUUAAGCCGUUCCCUACCCUACAUCAUCCCAAAAUUAUGGGCCAACCAGUAUUAUGGGCCAGUCUUCACUUUGUGUUGGUUUCUAACAUAUUUCAAUAACUUUAAAUAGUCAAAUAUAGUAUAGUUUAGUGAACGUGAACAACGUGGCCCAUAAUACUGGGAUGACUUUUCGGGUCAACAACUUUUGAUGUUCAGUGAAUUUCUUAAUCAAUAGCAUCUUUAAAUACCUUGAUAAAUUUAUCUUAGUAAAAUUUUAAUCUAUACAUGCUGAAUCUCCUGUCUUUUUCAUAGAGCUUUUACAUUCUGCAUUUUGUUUAAGUUAUUAAAAAGUAUUUUAAUGUAACCAAAAUUCCAUUUGCAUUCCAAAAAACUGAUGACCACAGCUCACUUCGGAUUCAAGUUACUGCUGGUUCUAAUUCAGGGUCAUGAUGUUUAGCCUAAGGCUGAUUCAUAAAGCGACGUACGACGUACACAUCCUUUUUUAGGACGUAUUAUUUUUGUCAAGAGUAACUUUUCGAAAUGGAGAUUUUUUCUAUAAUAGAGUAAGUUUUCAAAUUCGCUUAUCUGAUCAAAAUUAUAAUAGGAAAUGAACUAUAUUUUCAAAAAAUAAACUUAAAGGAACAAAAAUUGUCUCGUACAGUGCUGUCUGACUGUAGAGCAAUUCCACAAAAAAAAGGGCAACAAUUUUAAUUAAUCAUUUCUAGAAAAACAUUUCAAAUGGUCCUAUCUGCUUCGAUCGACCACUUUCAUUUAAUCACCACAACUUAUUAAACACCUUUUGUGACACGUUGUUUGCACAAGUUGAUAGCAGAGGGAUCACUCUAGCUUUUCAACGAACACCACACUUCGGAGAGUUACUUAAGCUGAACCAUUUUCAAAAUGAUGAGACACUUCAGAAAAACGAUGGAAGCAGAUUUUUGAUUUGGUUGAAACUUUGAAUGGACGGUUAUAUGGGCAAAAGCUGCCUUUUUGUGCUAUUGGUUUUUCAUUUUAAUCACGAAUGUCUGGGAAGCUAUGUGUUUAAGAAGCUAUGUAAAAAUGCUAAAUGGAAAAGGAAUUGAUGAUACCAAAUAUUUUUAGAUGCUAAACGGUUUGUUUAAUUGGUGUGACGUUUUCGGCAAAGUUGUAGAUAACAAUUUUGUCAAAGUUGUAGACAAAUUUUAAUAAAAUUAUUUUUUUUCCGCUCCAGCAGCCCAAGGCUCUGAAAAGGGCAAUUUAUGAUUUGGCUGAAACUUUGCAUAGAUGCCAUUUUGUGCUGUUGUUUCUUUCGACGUAGAACUAUAUCUCUCAGGAAGUUCAACGUUCUCUCAAGAAGGGAUGUAAAAUGAAAUCUAUUUCUGCGUAGGUUGGCACUGACUCAGUGGAAUAAAAAAAAUUCUCUUUAAGUGAGGCUCGUCAGAUGCAGUAUGUUGCCAGUAUGCCAGAUAAAUCUUGAUUUUGCCAGAUUUCUAAUUGCGCGUCAGACAAACCUAAGAAUUUGCCAGAUAUUAUAUGAGAAUGAGCCAGAUUUUUGCCAGAUUUCAUUCGCGUCUUCACGCAAAUAUGUCAACACAGCGGAAUGGGUCGUGACCGGUCUUAGCCUACCUACCCGGUGAGAGCAAAAAAAGGUCAUCACUUCAAUUUUUGUCCGUAAUUUUAUCCGAAAAAAUGACGAUUUGUUGCACGAUGGUUCCUCGAAAGAUUUUCAAUCGUUGGGUACCAAUGAACUCGGAAUGAAUUCUAGUUUAUUGGGAACACAAACCUAAAAGAAACAGGAUGUCAGCAAAAGUUCCACGCGUUGCAAGAAUGCAUAUUUUGACACACACUCCUAAAAUCCGGAACAUUUCCGGUGUCCGUUGGUCCCGUCAAAUUCGCUAGUACUUUUUGGAAACAACAAUAGUUUUUCUUUAGUUUUUCUAGAAUAGUUUCGGUUUCAUCAAAAUUGAUUCAUUUCUCGAGAAGUUCUGACUAUUUCAAAAUUGGCAAAAUUUUGCUUGUCUCAAUCAUUUUGUCUAUUUGUGGUGAUACUUAUCUCCUUCCUGAGGUCCAGAUCAUGAUGUAUAGAUACAUGGUGUAACGGUAUGUCAAAACGCAUAGUCAGCCAUGUUGAAAAAUUAGUUGACAUGGCAUCGGAUUGUUUAUAAACAAUAAUUAACUUCUCAGUUGCAGUGAAUAAAGCAAAAUUAGCUUCAAUCUGCUUUUAAUCGGUAGCGCUCACCGGAACAAAUUAUGAGGACAAUCAACCAGCCCACCUUGCUCUAAAGGAGGCCAUCGUACCAGCGAGAAAUAAUUCAGAUAUCUACGAAGGUUCGAAAGCACGAUUUUUCCCUCCCGAUAUUUACGAGCUCGUGCCAAAUUACAAAGAUGCAACAUGAAGCUACAAAUCAACGCACAAAACUGUAACCACUGCAAAGCCUAUGACAUCCAAGACGUAAAGCCAAACAUCAAUUGGGUGCACCCAACACAAACGGGGAAGGUUUGUUACUUUUGGGCAACAUUUUAUUACUUUUUGUGUUCUAUGACCGCACAUUAGACACUUCUUCUUCUUCUCUUUUGUUUUGUUGAACAGGCUAUAUCAACCAUACGUCCAUCGAAUACACAUUAGACACAAAAAGUAAUAACAAAAUAAAUGACGGCUACACGCUUGUAUAUGUAUCUGCAGGAUAAUAACCAAGAACCGCAAUGCAUAUGUAUCGAGACUUCAUUCGCUGCAUUUUUAUUGAUGCAACGAUCAGGUUCGUUUCUGUCCCCUUCAUUCACACAUAAUCAAAAUCUCACCCAACACCGGAUGAACUGGAGAUAAAUAGACAGUCGUACUCCCGUUACACGCGCAAAAUAUAUGACAACAUGUGUUGUUACUUGAUUGGAAAAGAACUUCAUUGCUUUUUAAGUAAGAGAUUUGUUAUUUUAGGGGCCAUUUUGCGUUAUUGCUUUUAAAGUAAUAACGAAAAAUUUUGCGUGAUGGUGGGCCGGAAUUUGUCGGUACGAGCAUAAUACAAUUGGUUUAUACCAUCAAAAGGCCAUGGUUUAAACACUUUUCUGGCUUUAGCAUUACUAACAUCGCAAACGCAGACCGAUAGAUAAAAAUUCCCAAACUUCAAGUAUCUUGUGUUUAUUUGUUUUAAUUUAAUCAGGUCGUCAACUAUGCAAAAUAACAUUUAAGACAGAUUUCUGGGGUUUCAUUUUUUUUUUCAAUUGACAGUUAGGCGGCCAGAUUCGCGGUAUACUGUGCACGGCAAUUCUGGUGGUAAAUCCUGUAAAAUUGAAAAUGUAGUUACCGUUCAUAAGCUCGCCUUAAUUAUCUAGUUACGCGCGUAUUUUAUGCUCAUUCGGUGGAAAUGUGACCGACAAACCUAGCGAAAACAAUUUAGCUGUUGUUAUUGAAAAAUUUGCUAGCUGUCACUUAGCGACGUUUCGUCUCCAUUUCUCCAGCGCUAAAAAGCUACCUCACCGCGGCCCACUAUUUAAUCAAAUCUUUACACCAGUAUCUAUACAUCAUGGUCCAGAUGUUUAUGAUACCCACUUCAUAUUUGUUUUGAUGUUAUAAUCUUAUGUGUAGUUGUUUUUAGGAUAAAAGUUCUACAUACUUGAAUGUGGUGAUACUAAUUUCUUUCCUGAUGUCCAGAUGUUCAUGAUACCCACUUCAUAUCUGUCUUGAUGUUGGUGCCCGAUUUUUGGAAGAAAUUCAGAAGUUGUAAACCUAUGGAUGACCUAUGUUGCCUCUCCGAUAUCAUACUCAUGUUAUCUUGUUAGAGGUCAGAAAAAAAGAACGGAAGAAAAAAAAGAAAAAAAGGUUUUAGAGUACAUAUACACCCAUAUAUACAUACGCAUAUAACAACUAUAUACACACUUUACGCAUACUAAUACAUAUAGAUACAUACAUGCAUACAUAUCUACAUACAUACUAAUAUACAUAGAUACAUAUAUAGAUACACACAUACAUACAUACACGUACAUAAAAACUAAAAAUAAACCAUAAAACAUUUCUACUACUACAGACGUAACACAGAGCGCGAAGACUAAUAGCGAAUUUCUUUAUUCCACCAGCUCACCUCGUUUUGACCUGGAAGCGCACUAGCUGCUGUCAAAACCUUACUCUAUUCGCACGAUAUUGACCCAGUUUUGGCCUGGCGUGCUGCCCGAAGCGCACUAUUAAAUUUGUCAGCUUCAACCCACCACCGCACGUGCUAAGUUCGUAAACAAUUAUCUGACAUCUCUUUCUUACUUGCGUCGUAAAUCGCUAUGCCGUUUUUUUAUUGCUCGGUAGAUUUGCCCUGACGUAGUGGAAUAAAGAAAUUCGCUAUAAGGUCAAGAAAGAGUAAACCGUCAGAUUAAGGCUUCAAAUGUGCAAGGUAGAGUAAGGUGGGGCAAGAUGGGUUAAUGCCGUUUUUGAGCGUGAAAUAACUUUUUUGUGAUGAGACUAAUUUUGCAUUUUUGCAUACGUUAGGAAUGUAUUUUUGACUAUGUAUCACGUGUUCAUAGUUCAUAUUUGCAUAUUGCUAGUUUAUGAUAAAUAAAUUUUUUUCACUAAGUUUCUUAGGUGAUUCACAGUUUUGAAAAAAUGUGUUCUCUCAUCGUACGCUAUAUAAUUUGAAGUAAACCUUCCUGCAACACUCCUUUGCUCAUGAUGUACUGAAUAAUAUGCUUUUUAGCAUGAAUAAAUGUAAAAUGAACAUAAGUAUCACAAGCGUGAACUAAAUUAAUGAUUAGGAAAGCACGGGUCACCAAAGACGAGGCAGUAUGGUUCGCAUUGACAGCUGAGUUUUAGGACUAGAUUCGACGUAAGCGGUGUUGUCACUCCGGGAAAAAAACUGUCAAAAACAUUCAAUAAGCCGAUAGUACAGAAGUGCUUGAAAAUGCUGCAAAAAGUUAUUGUCGUAAAAAUUUACCUCUUUCGGCAGUAUAACAUGGACGAGAUGACCCCAUAUUUUUGUUAUCUAUGAAGCGAAGGCAUUAUUCUUGCUAUCCGUAAAAAGCUUAUUGAGAUUAAAACAUAAUUUUGUUCUGUUUGAGAGGGUGACCGAUCUUGCCUCGCUUUUUUUACAGUGCAAAAAACCAAGCGAACCAACACUUGGUUUUUGAUAUUUUUCAGCGUAAUUUCAAAAAAAUCAUCUGAAAAGUAGACCGAAACUAACUUCAGUUACGAGAUAUUGAAAAAUCUUGGCUCGCAAAAUAUGGAGUUUACGCUCGAUAUUAUGAUUGAAUAAACCUCAAAAUUUAGCAGUGUAUUCCUACAAAGUUUCGAAAUUUCAUUAUGGGUAUUCAUGUCGAGCUCGUAAACAAAUACCCAGCCGUAAAAAUACUUACCUCCAUUGACGAGUAAUGGAAGAUACACAGUUUACGGCUGGGUAUUCGUAUACGAGCUCGAUGUGAAGACCCCUAAUGUAUUUUUCGGUGCUCACAGCAAUUCAUGCAAAGUUAAAUCUGGGUGCCAAAAUUGUUUAAAAUAAAAUAUUGACCGUCUUCGCGCAACUCCAUAUACAACACAGGCCCUGAUUUCUACUAUUACUGAACAUAACUAACAAGUAUGUUACUAUGACUUUUCAGAUUAGAACAGAGCUUGCAGUUACUAGGUGGCCUGGUCCACGUGUGACGAGCAUUCACUAAACUGAUUACAAUUAAUAUUGUCAUGAAUCCUCCUCACAUAGGAGACUGCUGAGAUCAGAGUAGGAAGGACUACAACAUAGGUAUCUGACACUCAUAAUCUCCCUUGGCUCCCAUCCGCCACCCGGGAGUCAUCCGCUAGAAAUGGUCGGGUUUCGGGUUUUCAAACCCGAACCCAUACUGCCGAAAGGGGUAAAUUGUAACAACAAAGCAAUAUUAAAUUCCAAAAAUUCUGCGAUACUUUAUAUUUCAAAUUGGUGCAAAAAUCAUAACGCCUUGGGCCUCCUUUCUAUUCUUUCUGAUCGUUUGCUUCUGAUUAAUUUUUAAUCUUAGUUGUAUGUAUCUUCUAUUAACUAUCGUCCAAAUUAUGACAACGCAGUGUGUUCAGUGCGAAUAUGUUUUAUUAAGGGUUUCAAAUAUGUUAUUAACCUGUUAUGUUAUGACUAGUUUUACUGUUUUCUUCUAAAAAAUUCUAGCUCCAAAAAAAAAUCGAAUGUUGCCUCAUUACCGAAAGUUGAUGCAUUUCUGGGUAGCUUUUUCGAAAUGACCGUGAUCAACCGACAUAUUAUCCGGUGUCUUAUCGGUGGGGAAUCGAAAAAAGCCCAUUUUUAAAACAACAGCACGGGUUUGAAAUAAACCCAACCCGACCAUCUCCACCAUCCGCUGCUUGGGCUGUCAAAGCUGAUAAAACUUGAAUGAUUCAGUAAAGUUAUAAGAAGUCGAGAUUGGAGCUCAACCAACAAAAUCCAGGGAUUUGGGCAAAGUUUCAGCCAAAUCUUCUAAACAUAUAAAAAUGCAGCUCUGUCUGUCUGUCUGAUCCAUAUAGGCUUGGAAACUACCGAACCGAUCGGCGUGAAAUUUUGUAUAUAAGGGUUUUAGGGGCCGGGAAAGGUGACUAAGAUAGUUCGAGACCCCUCCCUCUUCUGCAAGGGAGGGGUCCCAUACAAAUAAACACAAAUUUCUGCACAUCUCGAAAACGAACCAAGUAAAUGGAACCAAAUUUGGCAUGUGGAUGUUUUUGAGAGUAGCAAAUAUGUCCAUGUUGAUUCGACACCCUUCCCUCUCCUGGAAGGGAGGGGUCCCAUACAAAUGAAACACAAAUUUCUGCACAUCUCGAGAACUAACCAAGUAAAUAGAACCAAAUUUUGUAGGUGGAUGUUUUUAGGGGUAUAAAUAUAUCCAUAAUGGUUUGACACCCCUCCCUCUUCUGUAAGGGAGGGGUUCAUAACGAAUGAAACACAAAUUUCUGUUUAUCUCGAGAACCAACCAACUAAAUGGAACCAAAUUUGGCAGGUGAUUGUUUUUAGGGGUAACAAAUAUAUCCAUAAUGGUUUGACACCUCUCUCUCUUCUUUAAGGGAGGGGUCCCAUACAAAUGAAACUCAAAUUACGCACAGCUCGAGAACCAAUCAAGCAAAUAUAACCAAAUUUGGCAGGUGAAUGUUUUUAGGUGUAACAAACAUGUCCAUAAUGUUUCGACACCCUUCCUUCUUCUGGCAUGUCUCUAAAUACCAUUUCGAAAUCCAAGAUGGCGACUUCCCGUUUCUGAAAAACAGCGGCAAAUUACCAAAUACCACCCAACAUGGGUGUUUCCGGAAUUGUUAUGAUGCACUGAAGCCACAAAUCGACCUCAGACAACAUUUCGAAUUGUAAAAUGGCGACUUCCGGUGUCUGGAAAACAGCCGAAAAUGACCAAAUACCACCCAAUAUGAGUGUUUCUUCAACCAGAUUGACGCUCAGAGGCCAAAAAUUGUUUACAAAUGCCAUUUUAGGAUCCAAGAUGGCAACUUUCGGUGUCUGGAAAACAGCUGAAAAUUACCACUAUAAUACCACUCAAAAUGUGCGUUUCUUCAAUCUGAUUGACGCACGGAGGCCAGGAAUUGUUCCCAAAUGCCAUUUUGAAAUCCAAGAUGGCGACUUCCGGAAUCCGAAAAACAGCGGCAAAAGACCGAAUACCACCCAAUAUGAGUAUUUCCGGGUUUGUUAUGAUGCACUGAAGCCACAAAUCGACCUCAGACAACAUUGUGAAUUGUAAGAUUGCGAUUUCUGGUGUCUGGAAAACAGCCGGAAAUGACCAAAUACCACCCAAUAUGAGUGUUUCUUCAACCAGAUUGACGCCCAGAGGCCAAAAAUUGUCUCCUAUUGCCAUUUUGAAAUCCAAGAUGGCGACUUCCGGUUUCCGAAAAACAGCGGCAAAUGACCAAAUACCACCCAAUAUGAGUAUUUCCGGGAUUGUUAUGAUGCACUGAAGCCACAAAACGAGCUCAGACAACAUUUUAAAUUGUAAGAUUGCGAUUUCCGGUGUCUGGAAAACAGCCGGAAAUGACCAAAUACCACCCAAUAUAAGUGUUUCUUGACCCAGAUUGACGCUCAGAGGCCAGAAAUUGUUUACAAAUGCCAUUUUAGGAUCCAAGAUGGCGACUUCCGGUGUCUGGAAAACUGCUGAAAAUGACCAAAUAACACCCAAUAUGGGUGUUUCUUCAACCAGAUUGACGCUCAGAGGCCAAAAAUUGUCUCCUAAUGCCAUUUUGAAAUCCAAGAUGGCGACAUCCGGUUUCUGGAAAACAGCGGCAAAUGACCAAAUACCACCCAAUAUGGGUAUUUCCGGGAUUGUUUUGACGCACUGAAGCCACAAAUCAACCUCAGACAACAUUUUGAAUUGUACGAUGGCGACUUCCGGUUUCUGGAAAACAGCCGAAAAUGACCAAAUACCACUCAAUAUGAGUGUUUCUUGACCUAGAUUGACGCUCAGAGGCCAGAAAUUGUCUCCAAAUGUCAUUUUAAAAUCCAAGAUGGCGACUUCCGGUUUCUAAGAAAAAGCGGUAAAUUACCAAAUACCACCCAAUAUGGGUAUUAUCCGGAAUUGAUAUGAUGCAAUGAAGCCACAAAUCGACCUCAGACAACAUUUUGAAUUGUAAGAUGGCAACUUUCGGUGUCCGGGAAACAGCCUAAAGUGACCAAAUACCACCCAAUAUGAGUAUCUCUGAAACUAGAAUGAAGCUGAAAGUUGACCUCAGACACCAUUAUGGAUUGUAAGAUGGCAACUUCCGGUUUCUAAAAAACGGCCGAAAAUGGCCGAUUUCCAUACAAUAUGAGUAUCUUCAGAACCAGAAUGAUACACAGGAGCUAGAAUCGACCACAGACACCAUUUUGAAAAUCCAAUAUGGCGACUUACGGUUCCUGAGAAAUAGCCCAAAGUGACCAAAUACCACCCAAUAUGAGUAUCACCGGAUCCAGAAUGAUGCAAGGAGCUAAAAACUUACCUCAGACACCAGUUUGAAUUGAAAAAUGGCAACUUCUGGGAAACAGCCGAAAAUAACCGAAUACUACUACAUAUGGAUAUGUCCGUAAUCGAAAUGAUGUAAAGAAGCCAAGCAUUGACCCUGGACACCAUUUUGAAUUAGAAGAUGACUACUUUCAGUUUCUGGAAUACAACGAAAAUAACUGAAAUGCACCCAAUAUAUAUCCGGAAUAGAGGUCAUGUACAAAAGCCAAAAGUCAAGGAUGUUGUCAUUCCGAUAAAACCAAUCAUUUCAAACGAUAUAAGCCAAUCGCAAGGAAUCAAUGAAUUUGAAAAGUUCAAAAUUAUUAAAUUAAACACUAAAAUAGGCGGGACGAAGUUUUCCGGGUCAGCUAGUCAAAAAUGAAAAUUGAAAAAAAAAAUAUUGAAAUACUUAAAAAUAUUGCAAAACUAGAUUCCAUGCAUCAUUUUCAACAAAAUAUUUCAUACUCGAGCUACUCUCGAGCUUGCAGUGCUUCUGUAUCAGGAUGCCAAUGAAAUGCAUGGGAUAAAUUUAAGAGUUGGGGCAUUGAGGUUUUGUAUUUUCAAAAAUGUCCUUAGGCAAAUUUUCAAGCGGACUUUGGGAAAAAGAGCCUCAGAGUGACCAAUGAAAAAAUGCACAUAACACGGUCAACAUGCAUUUUGCGAAAUGCAUGAAACGUUGAGAUCUGUUCCUUCAAAACAAUUUUUUUUUCGAAAAACUUCGGUCCUGGGACUUACACAAUUUUUAAGCUGGGGCCAAUGGAAUGUAUAAGAAAUUUUAUCAUGGUCCGUAAAAUAAAUUCAACUGACACUCUGAAUAACCAAUUUGAAAAAAAUAUUAUUAGCUACUGUUUUUAAUAUAGAAAAAAUCCGAGAAAUCUUUAACAAAUAGCUCAAGGUGACGUCUUUCCCCAACAAAAUCCAGUAGUCAAAAGGUCGAACACAGAAUAAAAACUAUUUUUUUCUGCGAAACACUUAAUGUGGAGAAUGUUGAAAAUAACAGUCUGGAUUAUUUAUAUUACUAAAGAAAUUUCAGCAGAUAUUGACCUAGUUUCCGCAUGUCACUUGCGUAUGCAAUUGAAAUGAUUCGCAAUAUAAAUAUGCUGCUUGUGAUCAAAAUCAUAUCAAAAAUCGAUACGUACAAACCGGGUAGCUCCGUUCCGGUCCGGUUCGAAAUAAAAUCGAGACUCGAAGUUUCCGGUCCUAUCUGACUGUUGACCGGAUUCUGCCCGAUGCGAUGCCGAACACUAUUCACAAGAAGUUUCAAUACGCCUCCCACGACACUGAUUACUUUUUGACUUCUUUGCAAAUCUGACAAUAUAUGUUACGGAACAGUAAAUUUAUCCACCUGACCAAGCCUGAAUCUAUUUGACGCAGAUCUUACUGCAAAGCCGCUGUCGACUUUGGCUGAAACCUACAACCAGCUUUCCCCUAACCGGCAGAAUCAUGCCAGUUUAGGUCAUCGUGCAAAAAAAAAAAACAGGUUUUCAUGUUGACAUUUUCUCAGAAAUUGUUGAACAAAUAAAACGGCGGACAUGAAAGAAGAUGUUUUUCCCGGCAUGAAGCCUAAUUUCCCGGUGGAUUGCAAUUCCCGGCUUUUUCCCGCUUCUCUCGUUUUUCCCGGUAGAGUGUACAAAGUUUUGUGAAAGAAUAAAUUAUUUUUGAAGUGUUACUCUUGACGAAAAAAUUGAGAUAAAUGGCAAAGGUUUCCCAACAUGACAGCAAAAUUUCAUUUCAAUUGCAAAUCUUGAAAAAGAAUUAAUAUCGACACCGCUUUGAGCUGCUAUAGAGAAAGGAUUAUUGCAACAUUUUCUGCGGUUCUAAUUUUAAGACGAGAACUCUUGACUCAAAUUUAGUUUGCAAACAUGAUUUAAAUAUGUGAUACUCUGUAUUCACCGUACACGUGUGAAAUAGUCCUUAAAUACAUCAGUGACAGAGGUUUAAUGAGUUUGUGACAUCUCGUCAUCUUUUAAUCUAUGCCACAUCAAAGAACAAAGAACGUGAGAUAACCGUAAAGUCGCACAAUACUUAUCUACAGUGCUUAUACUCUAACAGAAUAUGAAAGCAUAGUAUUAGUACAAAACAAAUAAAAAUAAACAUAAAAAUCGACCAAUCCCAACGCUACUUUUCUUUUAGCGAUUUUAGUUGUUACUACUCAAAUGCCAAAUCAAUGCGUCUAGAGCAAGGUCACAUCAGGGUUUCAUAAAAGUACCUCCGUUCACUAUAGUUUCACAUUUUAAUUAUGGCUUCCCUAUUAUAAUCCCAGCCCUGUUUCGGUAAACGUUCCAAACGACAUCUGCGCUUAAAGUUGUAAAGUUCACCGAAUAUCCACCUCAGUGGAGACAGUCGAAUAUUCAACUGAACCGAGAGCCAGUGUGUAUCAAAUACAACCAGCUGACGCUAAGAUAACAAUACCAGCUAGCUGCUAGCCUGAAACUAUAAAGUAAUAUCAAGAAACAAUAAAAGCUUUUUACGUUAGGAAAGAAUAAUGAAUGGAGGUAGAGUUCGGUUUCAUAAUAUACGUUAUUCAGUAUUUAAAAAAAAAACGAUAGUAGUAUUCGAAUCAGUGCAGAGUAUGCAAUUAAAUAUGGAUUUAUAAUCAAAAAAAAAAAAAGCUUUACAAGUAACAAAAAAGGUGAAACAACAAUUGAUAAAGCAUUGUAUAAGUUGCCUCUAUGUAUGAAGACUACAGAAAAAACGUCGUAAUAGAUUAGCUGUUACCAUUACAAUGUUCGUAAGUUAAUCGCGCUUUUGAAACUAUAUUUUUAACAUCCAAGCGGUACCGGAUCAAGUUUUUUGUGAACUGUGAAACUGUGUACAUACAUACAUAUACAUAAUGUCGAAACGCUCACAAUUCUACGGGGAUUCUUAAAUAAACCAGAGAAAUUAGACAGUUAGACAAAUUGCCUUCGGAUAGGAAAGAAAUCCUUGCUUGCUUGGCACAGGCAGACAAAAACAAAACAUCAGGCGGGGGAAUUUUUUGAAUGCCUUAGAGUUUUUACUAUUGUAUUGAUAUAUCACUUCUAAAGUUACGGUUUGUCGUCGUUCGAAAUUAUGGUAAGCAUAAAUUUAUCGUAGGUACUUAAUAUUGCAGAUAACUACUUGCAGUCUAAACUAGGAUGAUUGUGUGAACUGAAUGAACAUUUUCAGAGGAUGAAUGAUCGAAUCAAACGCGAUUGAACUUGUCGACUGAACAUCACAUUUGUUUCGCGAGAAAAUUGAAAACGGUAUUUUAUACUAUCAUCUUCCAAAUAAUGCUCGCAAAAAUACAUUAGGAGAACUUUGUCAUUGUUUUCUACUGUAAAUUUUGCCGACCAGUAUCAAGAUAACAAAAAAUAAUCUAAUUAACCAACAAGUCUUGUCGCAGAAUUGCGGAGCAACGUACGGUAAUUUUUUCUUGUGCAACUCAUUUUGCACCAUUUGUUAUAGAUUUAAACCUGCACUGUAACAAUUGCUAUUCUCUAUGUAAAAACCACCAUCUCUUUUAAAUCAGUAAUUUCUAUCAGAAAGGUGCUAAGGUACAAAAAAGCAACAGUAGGUAUAAGAAAAAAAAGGAUAACAGUGGCUAUACUUUGCAGCCGAGUUUUGUGUCUUUUCCCAGUGCGAAUUUCGAUGGAACAUUUUAGUUAAUUUAGUAACGAUCACAGGGAUGCGCUGUUGGUAGAUUAGCUGUUGUUUGCAUCACACUGAUAUUGGGGAUAUGUCAGGAACCUUUUUUUUUCUUUUAUAUCAUUUGUUUUAAUCGGCUAAGUGUUUAGCACUAUGAACAAACAUUGUUUAAUUGCAAUCCAGUGCCUGUUAUUAUGGGUAACUUUUUAAAUGCCCUUCUCAUUAGCAAUUUGUCGAAGUCACAGCACAGCAGGUCGAAAGCACAUUUACCAAGUCUGCUAAGAUUCAUUUCUGUACGAUAAGCAAUAUAUUUCUAGACUGAUAUUGAGGCACGGAGAUACGAAUUCAAAAUUCAACAGCGCAUUCUAUAUAAAAUUUCCUCACUUUAUAGCUACUUAUUAAGCAACAUAUCUCGAUUCGAAGCAAUCUAAGAAUUUCCUUUCAUACAAAUUAGAAAUGUUGCAAUUCUGUAUGAGCUAGUUUUUUUUUUACCAUGUUCCAAAAUCAGUCCUGCUUAAGCUUUUCCUUACACACUGGAAGACCAACUCAAAAAUAGCGCACACAUUUCAGUCGUUAUCCAUAGCACUAGGCACUGAUUGCUUGUUUCUUUUGUUGAAAGCUAUUUUACUAGCAAGUUUAACGAUGACCGGUUGUUGACUUGUGAGGCAAACUACAGUUUAGCAAUACACUGUACAGAAAGUGUGUACCAUUAAUAACUAUACAUAUAGUUUAUUUGUUUUCUCUCUCUCUAUCGUUUGCUCCUGAAUUAGAUAUUUUUUACAAUAUAUCCGGGGAAAACCCCAUCGGAGGAUCGCUUUAAUACAUCAAUUCUUUAUUUGUUUUUUUUCUUCUGUUUUGCAGUAUACUUUGAGAAUCAUCAUUGGGAUAAAACUAAUUAUUUGUUUAUAUUACAAUUACAAAACAAAACUGGAUUCAAAUUGAUGCGGCCCUAACUUUUACGAUCUUUUUGCAGUUUGUGUGAAACAAUCGACCAAAUAAUUAAGUCUUUUCCUCGCAAUUCUCCUAUAUUACAAUUUACUUUAAAAAUA